Molecule: messenger RNA, 7366 nt
Organism: Uranotaenia lowii
Lineage: Eukaryota; Metazoa; Arthropoda; Insecta; Diptera; Culicidae
Gene: Tao
Product: serine/threonine-protein kinase Tao
Exons: 14
Coding region: 1337-4213 (958 amino acids)
Biological process (GO): protein phosphorylation
Molecular function (GO): protein kinase activity; ATP binding
Source: RefSeq, a predicted model, not a curated record
AUUUUGCAGUCGAAUCGCGUUGUUCGUUUUGUUCGUCUUCUCUCCGUUGAUGUCGUGUGUAAAUUUUUGGUUCUGGUGUGUGAAAAAUUGAGUUGGACCAGCAGAAAAAAGUCACCUUAUUACCGAACAAUCCGGAUCGGAACCAUCGGAUACGCAGGGAUAGUGAAAGUGAGUCCCCGAUGGGCUAACGGGCGCGUAGUGGAAAAUUUUUAGCCCCAUUGGGUGGUGUUUCUCCAUGAUGAUAAUGGUUGAAAAAGUGUGAAGGACAACGAGAAAGUUUGGGAGUUGCCAAACAGCAGCAGCACCACUAGAUAGAAUUGCCAGCAGCAGUUUAAAAAAAGAAGACACACGGGGAUGGAAAAUGUCUGGUGAUUGAUUCGACGAGAGCCAUCAGUUAAGGAUACAGGAUUUCUGAAUGUCGCGUUCCGUUAGUCUCAUAUGGAGGAACAGUAUUGGGUUCGGUUCCAAUCGCACCAGUGUCCUAGAUGCGUAGUGAAAAUGUGCCGAAGGUGUCCAGCAUUUUCUUAUUCUAUGAACAAGAAGCAGCCUAGUCAAAUCGGACACAGAAUCAGAAGCAGCAACAGCUUCGGCCGCAAAGCACAACAACAACAACGACAGUGUGCAUGGUCGUCGUCGUCGUCAUCAUCGGUUCAUGUUUAUCACCUCGAGGAUUGUUGUCCCACUAUGUGGCGGUGGCAGUUCUAGAACACAAAUAGUCUCUUCCCGCGCGCGUUUAGAAGUGUGUUUGUGUGGCACCGAGUGGUCUAAUCAAUUAGCAAACACAUGACAAUAAUAUCUAUACUAUACACAACAUAUUUAGGUGAGCAAUCGGCGUAAAAAGAGCUGAGCCGCCCGCCGAAAGCCAGCCCAGAAGAAGAGAUAGUCAAUCUAGUAAUUCAAUCGGGGCCCGGGCGUGCGAGUGCUGAAUGAGAGUGUCGAAAACAAAAAAAAAAAUCAACGCGAAAAUAAAAUAUCAAUAGGUAUAUUAUACCGAGGGUCUUGUUAGGAAGAGGGGAAUUGUGUUGUGGAGUAUCGCGUAGAGAGCGAUAGUGUGAAAGCAGAAGUACCCCGUUUAGCGCGUCCGCGAGCAAAAGACGACGGCGAUCCAAAGUAACAAUAACCAUAAUAGAAAUAACAGUAAUAAUCUUGGAAAAAACGUGACGUGAGUGUGAUAAUCGUGUGAUUGUAUUGCCUUGGUGGAAGCGCGCUUUCCACUUGUGGGCCGCCUCCCUGUUCCAAUCUCGUUCGUUCCCAUUUGUUGUGAGACCGAGUGUCUUCACGGGACCGAGUCAGAGCCGAGGGAAACAGCGAGAGCCAUAUCAAACGAAGCGAAGGUAUGCCUAUAAUGAGGCCGGGAAGUUUAAAGGAUCCCGAGAUAGCCGAACUAUUUAACAAGCAUGACCCGGAGAAGAUUUUCGAGGAUCUGCGCGAGAUCGGCCAUGGAUCGUUCGGUGCGGUCUACUACGCCAAGUGCAAUCUCACCCGGGAGAUUGUGGCGAUCAAGAAGAUGUCCUACAUGGGCAAGCAGAGCAUGGAAAAGUGGCAGGAUAUCCUGAAGGAGAUCCGGUUCCUACGACAGCUCAACAACCCCAACACGAUCGAGUACAAGGGGUGCUAUCUGCACGAGAACACCGCAUGGCUGGUGAUGGAGUAUUGCGUUGGAUCCGCGUCCGACAUAAUCGAAGUGCACAAGCGCCCCUUGAAGGAGGAGGAAAUUUCCGCUAUCUGUGAUGGUGUGCUGCGUGGGUUGAGCUAUUUACAUGGGCUGGGCAGGAUCCAUAGAGAUAUCAAGGCGGGCAACAUCCUGCUCACCGAACAGGGCAUAGUCAAGCUGGCCGAUUUCGGCAGCGCCGCCAUCAAGUGUCCGGCCAACAGCUUCGUCGGGACCCCGUACUGGAUGGCCCCGGAGGUGAUCCUGGCGAUGGACGAGGGUCAGUACGACGGCAAGGUGGACGUGUGGUCCCUCGGUAUCACCUGCAUCGAGCUGGCCGAGCGAAAGCCGCCCUAUUUCAACAUGAACGCCAUGUCGGCCCUGUAUCACAUCGCCCAGAACGAAGCCCCCACAUUGCAGGCACAAGAUUGGUCAGAUACAUUUCGGAGUUUUGUUGAAUGCUGUCUGAAAAAGUCACCGGUGGAACGACCCCAUUCCAGUAAGCUUCUGACCCAUCUGUUUAUGACCAGGAUACGACCGCCAAAUGUGUUGGUUGACUUGAUAGCAAGAACGAAAGCUGCUGUCAGGGAAUUGGACAAUUUGAACUACAGAAAGAUGAAAAAAAUAUUGAUGGUCGAAUCCUGCGAGACUGAGAGCAAUGUGGGCGACGCAGAGGAUACACCGGACGAACAGAUUGGAGGCGACAGCAGUAAGAGUAACAGUAUAACUUCGGAACACUCAUUACAUUCGGUAGAUCAGCACGGGGGAGUGUUGCGAACUGCUUCCAGGCACCGGGUCCCUGGUGGUCCAGGACUGCCCCCGAUGCACAGCAGCAGCAUGAAUAAUUCCGGUGGUCGCGACGGGUUAAUGCUGAACGACGGCAUGGGCCGGUAUGGUGGACCGGGAGGUAGCGGUCUGGGAAGUUCCGGUGGCGCCGGGGGAAGUGGUUCCGGUUCGGGCAGUAUGGGUGCUAGUAUUAGUUAUCAAAAUUCUUCAUCUAGUCCCAUUGUACCUCAUCAUCACCCGCAUCACCAUAACCACGUGUCACAGGCGGCCGCAAAUGCGAUCGCCGAGCAUGGUGCCAACAAUUUCGCUACGAUAAGGACGACCAGUAUUGUGACGAAGCAGCAAAAGGAACACAUGCAGGAGGAAAUGCAUGAACAAAUGUCCGGCUACAAACGAAUGCGUCGCGAACAUCAAGCUGCCUUACUAAAGCAAGAGGAGCGAUGCAAGGUCGAGAUGGAACAGCACAAGGGAGCUCUCGAUAAAGAAUAUGAUAUGCUGCUGCACAACUUUACGAGAGAAUUGGAUAAACUAUCGGUUAAACAUCAGCAAGAAAUCGAACGGAGAAGUAAGCAGAACAACGUUGCCGAAAAGAAACUUUACAAGGAAAUUUCCACCCGCCAGGAGGGUGACCGGAAGGCAUUCGAGAUGCAUAAAAAGAAGGAAUACAAAGCCAACAAGGAACGCUGGAAGCGGGAGUUGUCGAUGGAUGACUCCACGCCGAAGCGUCAACGUGAUGCUACUUUACAAACGCAAAAGGAAAAUCUAAAGCAAGCUGAGGCUCAGGAAGAGCAGCGAAUGCUGCGAGUGCAGAAGAACUACAUCGAGCUCGAGAUGCGCAAGUUCCGAAGGAAAAAGAUGGUUCUGCUGCACGAUCUCGAAAAUCAACUGCUGCGAGAUGAACUGAGUAAGAAGCAACAACAGCUGGAGCAAGCCCACGGUAUGCUCAUCAAACAUCAUGAAAAGACUCAGGAUCUAGAAUACCGACAACAGAAAAGCGUGCAUGCUCUUCGGGAAGAUCAGAUAUCAAAACAACACGAGAGUGAGCUGCGGAACCAAAAAGAGUACAUGGACCGAGCCGAACGGGAGCUGUUGAGGAAGCAUGCGCUCGAACUCAAACAGCAACCAAAGAGUUUGAAACAAAAAGAGCUCCUGAUACGGAAACAGUUUCGGGAAACGUGUAAAACUCAAACGCGUCAGUACAAGGCUUUGAAAGCGCAAAUUCUGCAGACAACGCCUAAGGACGAACAAAAAGCUGUGAUAAAGAAAUUGAAAGAGGAACAACACCGCAAGUUAACGAUUUUGGGUGAUCAGUAUGAACAAAGUAUUGCCGAUAUGCUGCAGAAGCAAAGUUUGCGAUUGGACGAAAGUCAGGAGGUGGAAUGCCAUCAGCUGAAGGAUCGGCUGCAGUACGAGCUCGACAUCCUAACGGCGUACCAGAGUAAAAACCGUAUGCAGGCCCAGGCUCAGCGCGACCGGGAACGCAAAGAGCUCGAGGAUCGAGUCAGCGUGCGACGAGCCCUGCUGGAAAGCAAGAUGGAAACUGAACUGCAACAGUUCAACCAAGAGCGAGCCGAACGAAUUCGAUUACUCCGGGAACGCCACGAAAAGCAGCUCGAGGCAUUCGACGAAGAAUCUGCACGGAUGGGCUUCAGUGCACUGGCCUUAGCCGAAGCUUCCAAGGAGACUUAUCCGGACGAAGAGGGCAGCCUGUCGGGAUCGAUGUUGAGUUUGGCCCACAGUAACAGUUCGACCAGCUUCCCGGCUGGCUCGCUAUAGCACAAAGCGCGCUGCUAUAGCAUCAAUAAAACUGCAUCGUCGUCGUCGAAUCACAACUCGAUGUAGUAUGUAGUCCGGCUUUUUGCGCUCGCUGCCGGGGCCAGCUGGCACAGGAUAUUUGUAGUAGCACUCUAGAACAAACACUUUUGAAAUACAUCGACAUACGCAGGGUCCCGGUUGAUCGACAUGAUAUUGAUGUGGAGGUUGGUAAUUUUUGCUUAUUACUUUUCGUUUCGUUAAAUAUGGUGGAAAUUUGCGGAAGUGGUCCAAAGGAAGAUUUUAAAAACUGUUUGAUUGGAUAACCGAUGAAAUUUGCACAGAUAAAAGCAAUGGUACUUCUGACAAGCAGACACACCUCUACACGUAUAGGCUAUCUGUAGAGCGAGAGAGAAAUUGUUUUUUUUGUACUUUUUGUUUUAACAUUUGUUAUUGUUAGGUUUUUUUCGAGAAUUCAGGAAGAAAUAUUGUCUAUCGAACAUCAUUGCUUCAGUUUAUUGCUUGUUUUUAAACUAAUUUGAACUCUGGAAGUAAAUAAAAACAAAAUGAAAGGACUCUUCCUUCUAAAUUCUAGUCAAAUCACUCUCACUAGCUUUUCAGUAGAGCAAAACAAAAGAAAACUUUUAAAGGAAUUGGAAUAUAUUUUGCGAAGCACAUAUUCACAUCCAAUUCGGCUCGGGAAUUAAUACUCACCUAAUAAACCUUUCGAAUGAUUCCUAGUUGAUAAGAUCCAUUCGCACCCACAUUCUUCAUCCCUUCUGCCUUCUUUCUUUCUAUCGUUAGAGGGACGAGCAAUCCAUCGUGUAAAUAAUUACUUAAAUUACCUACUACUAAUAUCAGGUACUGUUUGUUUUUUUAGUUUGCGAAAAGCGAGUCGAGUUGGAAUGCAAAAGCUGUCUCGGUAGUGCGUUGACCACUUUCGCUGCUUCCAUAGGGAUCGUGCAUUUUGUACUGCCCCAUACCACAUCUGAAAUCCAAUUUUCAUAAAAAAUAUGUAUGUUUUUAUGCUGAAAAAUAUUUAUAAAUUGUUUUUUAACAGUUUUGUACUUUUGACAAAGCUGUACCCUCAUUUUAAAAAUAAAAAUUACUUUUAUUAAUUAAGCUAGUGGGUACUUUUCAAACUUAAAAUCAGCAGAAAUGUUCGGAACUGCUUCCAAAAAAGCUAAGAAAAUAUUUUUCUUCAACCCUAAAAUUCUUUCAAUAAUUUUAGACCUUGUGUUCAUACUUUUUUUUACCUAACAUGCAAAACGACGUUUGAUUUUUCAUAAUUUGAACAGCUUAUGAUGAUUCAUUGUGCGUUAAUUAUAGCGUGCUAAUAUAAGAAACAAAAAGUGAGAAGAUUUUUUCAAUUCACUCAAACUAAUGAAUAUAGAAAUUUAAAUACGACUUAAAUAAAAGAGCAUUUUAAAUCGUAGCACGUCUUAAAUCUCAACUGCUAUCAUAAGCUUCCAAAAGCGUCAUCAAUCGGGCCAAACCAAAAAAAAAGUGUAAAACAUCCUUUGAAUACUGACAAUUUCCAGUAAUGGGAUUGAUUCCCAACUGGAAUCUUUUUGGAACCAGAUUUGGGAACUGGUUCCCCAAAUAAAACAGAAAUAUAAGCUGCUCGGGCAUAUUAGAUAUGGUUUUCAAGCCAAACACAAAACUGCUAGUAGUUUGUAAAUUACAGAAGCGUCUGCACGAGAGAAGAACAAGAGGAAAUCAUUAUAGGUUUAUAUUUAUAUAACACAAGUACACACAACAUCCCCCCUAGAAGUUUAUUGUUUUCGUGCUGCGGCAGUGUUCCUCGUGUUUUGUAUAUUAUUAGUUUAGUUUAAUUUGUGUAAUAGGUAAACCCACACACACAUCCCCCCAAAAACACGAACUAUACUGCAACUUGUUUAUUUUUUACCGUUCGCAAAGAGAAGAAAACAGAUUAGGUGAAACACGUUAUUAUAAAAUGGAGCAUGUGUAAACAAGUGAAAUUAGUUAUUUAAUGUUUUAGUUAUGAAAUAAAAAUUCGAAAGUGUAAAAUCAAGAAAACAAUAAUGUAUUGUAAUUCUCUCACAAUUACUAAAGUAACUAUUAGAUAAACUAAUUUAAUUCAAAUCAGACGAGAAGUAUAUCCAAAAAAAGUGAACAAACACACAUACAGCCGCACUCAUACAGAAACGAAAUUAUAAUUAAAGAAGUUAUGCAAAAUUAAUGCUACUAGAGCUUUUUACCUUUACUAUGAGACAGUGCGUAAAUACUAUUGACUAAAUUGAGAUAUAAACUGCUAAAGCAGGAAUAAAAAAUAUAUAGAAACACAACACUCAAACUCAUUUCUAGGUAACAAUCAACCUGUCUAAACGAUGUGCUUUCUCUAGAGAGCAGGAAUGGUCAUUUUAAACUGCAAAGCUUACCAAACAGUUUCAUUUCCGAAACUGGAUCAAAACAGAAAAUUACCAACAUUAAAUAACAUCCACACUCACACAAAACAACAAGAGAAAGAUAAACUUAGAAAAUACUACACUCAUUCUCGGGAAAAACGUCUAAAAAAUUUAAUCUUUUUCAUAACAAAAUAAAAAACAACGGUAGGCAAAAGCAAGGCAAUUUUGAAGCUGCAAACAACCUAAAAGUAUAUUAUAAAUCAUCGAAACCGAUUGUGCUAGGCAACAAUACAUAGAAGCGUUAUCAAAAAAAAACUUUGAGCGAAAGCAAAAAUCCUCAGCAUGGAUAAAAUAAAAUUAACAUACAAGAAAAAAAACCCAUAGCAAACGCUCAGAGCAAGUAACCAUUUUCUCGGAACAUUUUUAGGAACCACAGCUAGUAGCCACACAGACACACAGGAACCCAAGUCAAGCGACAAUGGAUCCGGGGGGUGGGACGAAAACUUUGCCCUUCACCCUUUUCCCAUUCCCUUAAACAGAAGUUUAGUAGUUGAUGAGUAGUUUGAGUGUCUGGUGACGAAAACAUUCGAGAGAAAUCCCUUACCUUAUACAAAACAAAAAAUAACUACCAAUAACGGUCAGGUCAUGAGGAGGCAGAUGAGGGAAACUCGCAACACAGCGAGAUAACAUUAAACAAAACCAUGAAUGCAACUGCAAUGAUGUAAACGCGCUGAUUUAUGAUUGAUAGAAUGAUAAUAAUAAUGAUAAUAAAACAAAACUAAACCAAUUCAAAAAUUUAGAAAUUGUA